CUAUGAAAGUAGUUCGUCGUUUGUCGAAAUGUGUGUUGCCACAUCCCUCAGUCGAUUUCCUGCUUCUCGCCUUGUCUCGUCGACUUCCGGCGCCUUCGCGGAAAUAGCUUGAUCAAAGAGCGGCUACUUCCGCCUUGUAGCUGCGUUUCCUGACACAUCAAAAUGACGGCCACCUUGCGGCCAUACUUGAACGCGGUGCGAGCCACCCUGCAGGCCGCCUUGUGCCUAGAGAACUUCUCCUCCCAGGUGGUCGAGAGACACAACAAGCCCGAGGUGGAAGUACGGAGUAGCAAAGAACUUCUCCUCCAGCCCGUCGUCAUCAGCCGCAACGACAAGGAGAAAGUCCUCAUUGAGGGCUCCAUCAACUCGGUCAGAGUCAGCAUCGCCGUCAAGCAGGCCGACGAGAUUGAGAAGAUCCUGUGUCACAAAUUCAUGCGCUUCAUGAUGAUGAGGGCGGAGAACUUCUUCAUCCUCAGGAGGAAACCGGUGGAGGGUUACGACAUCAGCUUCCUGAUCACCAACUUCCACACGGAGCAGAUGUACAAGCACAAGCUGGUGGACUUCGUCAUUCACUUCAUGGAGGAGAUCGACAAGGAGAUCAGCGAAAUGAAACUGUCCGUCAACGCCAGAGCACGCAUCGUCGCUGAGGAGUUCCUCAAAAAUUUCUGAGACAAAAAGAAAGCAUUCCCACAAGUGUUGGUCUGAGAGAAGAAAGACAUCAGCUAAGAGAUGACAAAUAUAAAUAAUGUACAAAUGUGCGUACAUUUCCAAUCCAUGUAGACGAGCACAGACUGGCUUUGUCCCCCCCACCCCCCCCCCCCCCGAUGAUUGAAAGUGUUUGUUUUUUAAUAUAUAUUUUAUUGUGCUAUGCUUUUUGUUAUGACCACGAAGCAAUCAAUUGGUGCAUGAUAUGUUUUAUUACAGAGUCCAACCUAUUGUAGAUUGAAAUCAUCCAAAAUAAUUAAAUAUACUCACCGGUAGGGAAGAUUAGAAA
Hippocampus zosterae (dwarf seahorse) is the source of this 994-nucleotide messenger RNA. It is a transcript of the gene arpc4, whose product is annotated as actin related protein 2/3 complex, subunit 4. The record is from RefSeq and is a predicted model, not a curated record. Gene Ontology annotation, biological process: Arp2/3 complex-mediated actin nucleation; actin filament polymerization. Bases 163 to 669 code for a protein of 168 amino acids. Lineage: Eukaryota; Metazoa; Chordata; Actinopteri; Syngnathiformes; Syngnathidae. Gene Ontology annotation, cellular component: actin cytoskeleton; Arp2/3 protein complex. The transcript has 6 exons. Gene Ontology annotation, molecular function: actin filament binding.